This is a messenger RNA of Brassica rapa (field mustard), 2142 nucleotides long. RefSeq names its product F-box protein At3g17710-like. Gene Ontology annotation, molecular function: protein binding. The record is from RefSeq and is a predicted model, not a curated record. Lineage: Eukaryota; Viridiplantae; Streptophyta; Magnoliopsida; Brassicales; Brassicaceae.
AAAAAAAAAUUAAUGAGUGAUUGACAAAAAGUGGUUUGUUCUGUUUCAUCGGUUAGCUGUGAGGACUAUCUCUAUUCUCUCUCUCCCUCUCUCUCUCUCUCUCUCUCUGUCUUUUGUUUUGUUUGUAACAACUGUUCAAGUUUGGUGACCUUAUUUCAUCUCAUACAUUAUUGAAAAGCUUUGCUCCUCUUUGGUUGGAGUUGUCUAUGCUUGGCAUAAAUUAUUGGCAAUAUUUCCUUGUCCCAUAAGAAAAUAAACUAAAAUAGAAUUUCUUUUCUCAUAGUAUUUUUAUAAGAGCUAUAUAAUUAACGAACUUAGAUAUUUUUUUUAAAGAAACAGAAGACCUAAUGGCUCAGACGCUGAAGCAGCUUCCGUGGGAACUGGAGGAAAAUAUACUCUCUCGUCUUCCACCUCCAUCUCUCGUUCGACUCAGAACUGUAUGUCAAAGAUGGAACGCUCUUUUCAACGACAAGAGUUUCGUCAACGACCACUUCUCUCGCUCUCGUCCCGGAUUCCUCUUCCUCGGCAGUCCCAAAACUAUUCCAUGUCUCUGGAAUCCGUGGUUGAGCCAGUUUAAAGUGAUCAAGAAGGACGGUGCACAGUUUAAUUGUUGCGGCUUAGGAUACGAGAUUAUUGAUAGAACCAAUAAAGUUUACAAGAUUUUGGGUUACUUUGAUCCUGACCCUGAGGAAGAGUACACGAGAGUUGCUGUCUACGAGUGUGCGUCUCACGUGUUUAAACAUAUAGACUUGCCUGAAAAUAAGUGGUUCAUGUCUGAAGGUGUACGAGAUACUGUGUCCUUGAAGGGAAAUCUCUACUGGUUUUCUCUUUAUGCCGAGACUGAUGAGUACUUCAUCCGAAGCUUUGAUUUCUCUGUUGCUACUUUCAAACCUUUUUGUCUCCUUCCGUGUCAGAAGGACGACGAUAAUCGUGAUGAACUUCUUCUCCAGGUUUUUAAGGAAGAUCGUUUUUCGUUGUUAAAGCAAAAUUACUUAACAAGGAAGAUUGAGAUUUGGGUAACGAAUACGAUAUAUAAAGAGGAAGUGGUGUGGACAAAAAUGAUGAAUUUGCCAACAACUAACUUUCCGAGGCUGUUUGAACAGUUUUAUGGCAAGAGUUACUUCAUCUAUGAUAAGACUCUGUUUGUAUGUUGUUGCGAAAAUUCUACUUCUGUGCCUUGCAUCUACAUUGUCAGGGAAGAUCUGUGUAAGCAGAUUCAUAUAGAUUCUGGGAUUUUCCAGUGUUGUCACUGUGUUUACACUCCCAGUUUGUUCCCGGUUCCUUAAUUUAAAGAUACCAUAGAGUGGUUUUAGGAACCAAUGGAUUUGUUGGAAUUUCAAGUUGUUUUGAGUUGAUAAAUAGUUGAAUAGAAUAUAGCUUAAUUUAUACAGUUGAAUAUAGACUAAAACUAACUACAUAGAUUAAGCUAUAUUUGAAUAUGUAUCUUCUCCACAAGGCUAACGUGGAGAAGGAAAGGGUAACACUCGUUUCAUUCUCUCUCUCUUGAAAACAUAAGAGCAUCAUUAACCAAAGCAUGCGUGCUUAAUCAGUUUUUUAUUUUUAAGGGUUCAACUGGAAUGUAUUUUUUUGGAAUAGAAACUUCCUGAAUGCUUAAUUCUUUUUUAUUCUAUAAAAUAUUUACCAGUUGCAAUGAAAAAAAGGAAUGACUAUUCCAUUUCAUUCUAUACUAUUUCUUUCCAUUCCAAAAAAAAUAUCAACAUUUUUUUGAAAAACUAUUUCACGUAAAGAUAGUUCUGGAACAAAUAGAAUACUAACUCCAUUCCAUUGAAUUCCACUAAUUAUUAUUUAUGUAAUUCCACUUCUUCCUUUUAUUAACAUCCAGUUACGGCCUAAGUAGGAUUUAACCAUUUCAUUAAGAAACUUGUAUAUUUUGAUCUUCCAAUGCAAGGUGCUUAUUAUGGGAUGCUUAAAAAAAUAAAAUAUCAAACAUUGUUUUUUUUUUUUGAUAAAAUUUAUUUAUUACAUAAAAUAUAUUAAAAGAUAACAUUUUAAACGUAGAUUAACUCUAAGCGCCAUGACCCAUUUGAUAGAGAGGAUGGGUGAUGAUAAAUCUCAGAUUCAAAAAAAAAAGGAUAAGCUGGACCAAGAGAACAUAAAUUCUUGAGGCUGAAAUGCAAAAAU